This is a messenger RNA of Haliotis rubra (blacklip abalone), 1967 nucleotides long. Its product is annotated as dehydrogenase/reductase SDR family member 7-like. Gene Ontology annotation, molecular function: oxidoreductase activity. The transcript has 8 exons. The record is from RefSeq and is a predicted model, not a curated record. Lineage: Eukaryota; Metazoa; Mollusca; Gastropoda; Lepetellida; Haliotidae. The coding region runs from base 1 to 966 and encodes 321 amino acids.
AUGGUAGAUGUUGUGUUCCUGUGCAUUGCUUGUGUUGUCGUCCUUUGUGUCAUACAACUACUUCGACUGAUCACCGCGGACUGUGACCUGGUGCUACAAUGGGCAUCAAAAUUUGGAAAAUCUGCAAAAUGCCUGAGAGGUAAAGUGGUGUGGGUGACUGGGGCCUCCAGCGGUAUUGGGGAGUCCCUCGUUUACGAGCUGGCAUCUGUUGGAUGUCGUCUGGUGCUGUCUGCCCGUCGAGAAGAGGAGUUGAACAGAGUAAAGAAGCAAUGUCUGACAUGUGGCCCGCUUCAAGACAAUGACAUCAUGGUGGUGCCAUUGGACAUGGUGAAGCAACAUGAGCAUGCAGAUGCUGUCAAGAAAGUCCUCCAGCAUUUUAAACAGAUAGACAUUCUGGUGAACAACGCUGGCCGCUCACAGAGAGCUGAAUGGGUGAAAACAUCCGUUGACGUUGAUCGUGAGAUGCUGGAAACCAAUGUCCUGGGACCCUUAUCACUGACUAAAGCUGUCCUUCCCGACAUGAUAGCUCGGAGAGACGGUCACAUUGUGGUCAUGAGUAGUGUUGCUGGCAAAAUGGGAGCUCCGUUGUUAGGAUCGUACACAGGCUCUAAACAUGCGAUACAGGGCUGGUUUGAUUGUCUGCGGGUGGAGCAGUAUUCCAACAACAUCAACGUGACAAUGGUCUGUCCUGGACCUGUCUUUUCCAACCUACUGGCUAUUGCCAUGACUGAGGAGAAAGGAAAGGUCGUGGGAACUGAGAUGAAAGUUGGGGAGAAAAGGGUGGCGACGUCCAGGUGUGCCGGUCUCACAGCAGUCGCCAUCGCCAAUCAGCUGGAUGAGGUGUGGAUUGCCCUCCACCCAGUACUGGCCUUCGCCUACAUGUUCCAGUACUUUCCAUCCUGGGCAAAAAGACUGGGCUGUAAGAUGGGCCUUGCCCACAUGAAGAAGAUAAGAGAGGGUAUGUAGAGGAUGAGGCUACCAGCUCCGACCAUCACUCAUCAGUCCACAGUAUACGCUCCCCUGACCGACCACACAACUGGGAAGUUAGAUACGAUAACACCAGGCUCAAUGAGCCACAUGUCUGGCUUACUGAUUGACUGAUAAUGAGGCAAUGUCCAAAUGUAUAGCUCGGUUUCUGAAUCCAAUCUUUGAUGUGUGAUAAUUAUGGCUUUCUGAUCACGUAGUUUCGAAAUAGAUGUAGGUAUUGUAUAUAACUACAUAAUUACCCUUGUACAUUUAAAUGUUAACAGGCCUCGGUACUUUCAUAUGUCCAGUCUGUCAAUCUUUAAUGACUGAAUUGCAGUGCUUCUCAAAAGUGUGGAAUAUAAUGACAUCUCAGGCUUCUUGCAUUGGAUUCAUUGAUGCGGGAACUGUGUUUCACGUUCAAGUUAUUUUGAUGACGAUGAUGACGAUGAUGAUGAUGAUGUGAUUAUGAAUUUAUACACCAUGGUUUUCUGCACUUGAAACUUAGGUUUCUUUCAUGUUAAGCCCAAAGGCUAAGGGGCAGUGGGGUAGCCUAUUGCCUAAAGUGUUUAUUCUUCAUGCCAAAGAUCUGUGUUCAAUUACCCACAUGUUUGUAUGAAUUUCGUGAGACUUUUUAUUGAAAACGGCAUAAUUUCCAGUGUUCCUUGGGUGGAGGGGUAUUUUAGUGGUUAAGGUAUUCGUCCUUCCAUACACAUGAUAUGGUAGAAAUAUGUUUUAGUCUUGCACAUCCUUUUCUAUAUGAUGAAAAAAUCACUCUACAUAUUCAUACCAAGAGUUCGUGUAUCUUCUUCAAUCCCUGUAACUCCAGUCGAUGGGUAAAAGGUUUAUAUAACAUAUAAUGCCUCCGAUCUCACAUCUUUUCAUAUUCAUAAAAUCUAAUAAUAAAACUGUUGUUGAUUUAAGUCUAGUUAAAUUGCACAACAAUGGGGAUGAAGGUGCUGUGCUUUUGUAGAAAAUAUGAAAAGUAAACACUUUGAAUGCAA